AGUUCACUGGAACUGGAAGAAAUGGAUUUAUCUUCUGUUCAGAUUCAAGAAGUACAAAGUGUCCUUCAUGCUAUGCAGAAAAUCUUAGAAUGUCCAAUAUGUUUGGAAUUGAUCAAAGAACCCAUUUCCACAAAGUGCGACCACAUAUUUUGCAAAUUUUGUAUGCUGAAACUUCUUAAUCAGAAGAAAGGUCCUUCAAAAUGUCCUUUGUGUAAUAAUGAGAUAACCAAAAGGAGCCUACAAGGAAGCACAAGGUUUAGUCAACUUGUUGAAGAGCUGUCGAAAAUCACUGAUGCUUUUGAGCUUGACACAGGAAUACAGUUUGCAAACAGUUACAGUUUUUCAAAAAAGAAAAAGAAUUUUCCUGAACAUGUGAAUGAGGAGGAUUCUAUCAUCCAGAGCAUGGGCUACCGUAACCGGGUCAAAAGACUCGGACAAAUUGAUUCUGGAAAUGCCACCUUGAAGGACAGUCUCAGUGCCCAGCUGUCUCAGCUUGGAAUUAUGAGAUCAGUGAAGAAAAACAGGCAGACACAGCCUCGAAAUAAAUCUGUCUACAUCGAAUUAGGAUCUGAUUCUUCUGAAGAGACAGUGAAUAAGCCAGAUGACUGCAGUGUGAGAGAGCAGGACUUGUUAGAAAUCAUCCCUCGAGGAGCUGGAGAAGAGGCCAGUUUGCACUCUGUAAAAAAGGCUGCUUGUGAGUUUUCUGAGGACAUAACAAACACUGAGCAGCAUCAGUGCAAUAAUAAAGAUUUGAACCCCAUUGAGAAUGAUGCAACUGAACGGCAUCCAGAAAAAUGUCAGGGUAUUUCUGUUUCAAACUUGCCUGUGGAGCCAUGUGGCACAGAUAUUCAUGCCAGCUCGUUACAGCAUGAAAACAGCACUUUAUUACUCACUGAAGACCAAACGAAUGUAGAAAAGGCUGAAUUCUGUAAUAAAAGCAAACAGUCUGGCUUAGCAAGCAGCCAGCAGAACAGAUGGGCAGAGAGUAAAGAAACGUAUACUGACAGGCAGAUUCCCAGCACUGAGAAGAGGGUAGAUCCAAACGCCGAGCCCCUCUGUGGGAGAAAACAAUGUAAUUAUCAGAGAAGUCUGUGGCCUGAGGGUUCUGGAGCUACCCAAGAUGUUCCUUGGAUCACACUAAAUAGCAGCAUUCAGAAAGUUAAUGAGUGGUUUUCCAGAGCUGAUGAAAUGCUCACUUCUGACAGUGCGUCUGACAGGAGGCGGGCGUCAAAUGCUGGAGCAUCUGGUGAGUUAGCGGUUUCAGAUGAAGUGGACGGAUGCUUUGGUUCUUCUAAGAAAACAGACUUAGCGGCCUCUGAUCCCCGUCAUGCUUUAAUGUAUAAAAGUGAAAGAGAUGUCUCCAAACCAGUGGAGAAUAAUAUCAAAGAAAAAAUAUUUGGGAAAACAUAUCAGAGAAAGGGAAGCCUCCGUCACUCAAACCAUGUGGCUGAAAUGAUAGGCAUAUUUACCACAGAACCACAGAUAACACAAGAGCACCCCUUCACAAAUAAAUUAAAGCGUAAAAGGAGAAGUACAUGCCUUUAUCCUGAGGAUUUUAUCAAGAAAGCAGAUUUAACAGUUGUUCAAAAGACUCCUGAAACUAUAAACCAAGGAACUGACCAAAUGGAGCCAAGUGUCGAAGCGAUGGAUAUUACCAGUAAUGGUCGGGGAAAUGAAACAAAAGGUAAUGAUCUUCAGAAAGAGAAAACCGCUCAUCCAAUAGAACCAUUGGGGAAAGAGUCUGCUUCCACAGCCAAAGCCAGGUCUAUAGGCAACAGUAUAAGUAAUUUGGAGGUAGAAUUAAAUGUCCACAACUCAAAAGCACCUAUGACAAAUAGGCUGAGGAGGAAGGCUUCGACCAGAUGUGUGCUUGCACUUGAACCAGUCAGUGGGAACCCAAGCCCCCCUACUCGUGCUGAGCUUCAAAUUGACAGCUGUAGUAGCAGUGAAGAAACAGAGAGAACCAACCCCAACCCAGUGCCAGUCAGGCACAUUAGAAAGCCCCAACUCACCCAAGACACAGAGCCCCCAGCCGGUGCCAAGAAUAACGAGCUACAGGAGCGAAGUGCCAGUGAUGCUCUCCCAGAAGAGAAGCUAGCCAACAGAGCUGGUUCACGGUCUAGUAAGCCUCAAGGACCUGCCAAUCCCAGCCCUCAGAGAAAAGAAGUAGAGAAACCUGAAACAAGCGAAAUGCCUGAUAAUGCCAAGGAACUCAAGGAUCUAGGGCUGAGUGGAGAACAGGGUUUGCCCACUGAAAGAUCUGAGGAGAGCACCAGUGUCUCAUUAGUACCUGACACUGAUUAUGACACGCAGAACAGUGUCUCAGUGCUGGAAGCUAACACUGUCAGUCAUGCAAAAACGGGGUCAAUUCAUUGUAUGACUCAGUUUGUAGCAAGUGAAAACCCCAAGGAACUUGUCGUUGGUUCUAAGGAUGCCGGAAGUGGCACAGAGUGCUUCAAGCAUCCAUCAAGACAUGAACUUAACCAUGUUCCAGAGACAAUUGAAAUAGAAGAGAGUGAACUUGAUACUCAGUAUUUGCAGAAUACAUUUCAAGCGUCAAAGCGUCAGUCAUUUGCUUUAUUUUCAAAACCAAGAAGCCCCCCAAAGGAGUGUGCUCAUUCUGUGCCCUUAAGGGAACUGAGUCCAAAGGUGAUUUCUGAAGGUGAAGAGAAUCAAGGACAUGGACAGUCUGAAAUCAGUCGCGUCCCAACAGUUACUGCCACAGUGGGCUCGCCUAUGCUUCGUCAGGAUGGUAAGCCAGGUGCUGGUACACUGUGUGCUGGGAUGUCGAGGCUGUGUCCAUCUCCUCAGUACAGAAGCAACGAAAAUGGACUCAGCACCGCGGGUAAACCUGGAAUUCCACAAAACUCAUAUCAUAAACAGUCAGUUUCGCCCACGUGGUCAUCUAUGAAAACUGACCAUAGGAAAACUCCAUCCGAGGAGCGGUUUGAGAAGCAUACAUUGUCAACUGAAAAGGCAGUGGGAAAGGAGACCCUUAUUCAACCUUCACUACGUACAGUUAACCAGAAUAAUAAAGGAAAUGCUUGUGAAGAAGCCAGCUCGGGCAGUAUUAAUAAAGUAUGUUCCAGUGGUGAAAACUUCCAAGGACAGCUAGGUAGAAACAGAGGGCCUGAGCCGAACACUACGCUUCCACCAGAUCUUUUGCAGCCUGAGGUGUGUAAACAGAGUGCUCCUGUAAGUGCUUACACAUAUCUUGAGAAAAAGCAGGAGGGCAAGGCUGUUGGUGCAGACUCUUCUCCGUUUCUGUUCUCAGGUCAUCUUGAACAACCUAUGAGAGGUGGUGACAUUUUUCAGGGUUGUUCUGAGACACCUGAUGACCUGCUGGAUGGUGUUGAAAUACAGGAAAACAUUAGCUUCAGUGACGGGGACAUAAUGGAGAAGUCGGCUGUUUUUAAUGGAAGUGUCCAGAGAAGAGAGCUCAGCGGGAGCCCCAGCCCUUUCAGCCGCGUAUCGCUCGCUCAGGGUGCCCGUAGAGGGUCUAAGAAACUAGAAUCCUCAGAAGAGAGCGACUCUAGUGGGGACGAAGAUCUUCCCUGCUUCCAGCACUUACUUAGCAGACUCAGCGAUCCGCCGCCGCAACCUACCAGAAAUAGCAGUGUCGGGCCAGAGCCUCCAUCAGAGAGAGCAGAGGGGGCCCACGCGCCGCAGAAGAGCAGCAUCAGUGACUGCAACAACGAGGUGGUCCCGGUCGAGGCAUCUCAGGACCAUCACUUUAGUGAGGAUGCAAAGUACUCCGGCAGUCUGUUUUCUUCACAGCACAGUGCUGUCCAAGGCCCAGCUGCAAACGCAAACUCCCAGGAUCCCUUGUUUAAUCCUGCUUCCAAACAAGCGAAUCAUCAGUCUGAGAACGAGGAGGUUUUUCUAAGUGACCAGGAAUUGAUCUCAGGUGAUGAGGAAAUGGGAACUUGCCUAGAAGAUGAUAACGAUCAAGAGGAUAGUAUAAUCCCAGAUUCAGCAGCCUCUGGAUACGAGAGUGAAACAAACCUUUCUGAAGACUGCUCACAGAGUGACAUUUUAACCACUCAGCAGAGGGCGACCAUGAAGGAUAACCUGAUAAAGCUCCAGCAGGAAAUGGCUCACCUGGAGGCUGUGCUAGAGCAGCAUGGGAACCAGCCUUCUGGCCACUCCCCUUCCCUCUUAGCUGACCCUCGUGACCCGGAAGACCUGCCAAAUCCAGAACAAAACAUAUCAGAAACAGCAAUUUUAACUUCAAAGAACAUUAAUGAGAAUCCUGUAAGCCAGAAUCCAAAGAGAGCUUCUGUUGACGAGUUCCAACCACAGCCUCCCGACAGUUCCACCAAUAGAAGAAAAGAGUCAGGAGUGGAAAGGCCUUUCCCUUUUAAAUCUCCAUUGGCAGGCAGUAGGUGCUCUGCACUCAGCCACUCUUGGGGUCUUCAGAACAGAAACUGCUCGUCUGGAGAGGAGCUCCCUCAGGCUGCUGAAUCAGAGAAGUCCUGUGAACCACACAACUUAACAGGGCCAUCUUCCGAAGAGACUCCAAUCCUAGAGUCUGGAAUCAGCCUCUUCUCUAACAGAGACCCUGAAUCUGAGUCCCCUAAAGAGCCAGCGCAUGUUUGCAGCAUGCCAACUCUACCCUCUGCACUGGAAACAUCCUGGUGUCAAGGCACUGGGUCUGUCAAGGGUCCAGCUGCCACUCAUGCUGUCACAUCUUCAAGAGAAGGAGCCCGUGCAGAGGUAUCCAUGGUGGUGUCCGGCCUGACCCACAAAGAAGUAAUGAUUGUGCAAAAGUUUGCUGAAAAGUACUGCUUCAUUUUAACUGAUCAAAUUACUGAGGAGACUACGCAUGUAAUUAUUAAAACAGAUGCUGAGUUUGUCUGUGAGCGGACGCUGAAAUAUUUUCUAGGAAUUGCAGGAGGAAAGUGGAUAGUUAGCUAUUCGUGGGUGAUCCGGUCUAUCCAAGAAAGAAAACUUCUGAAUGUGCACGAAUUUGAAGUCAGAGGAGAUGUUGUGACUGGAAGGAACCACCAAGGUCCAAAGCGAUCCAGAGAAUCCCAGGGAAAGCUCUUCACAGGCCUAAAUGUCUAUUGUUGUGAGCCCUUCACCAACAUGCCCAAAGAUGAGCUGGAGAGGAUGCUGCAGCUGUGUGGAGCUUCCGUAGUGAAGGAGCUUCCAUCAGUCGCCAGCAGCACAGGUGCUCAUCCAAUUGUGAUCGUACAGCCAAGUGCCUGGACAGAAGACAGUGGCUGCCCUGAGAUCGGGCAGCUGUGUGCCGCACACCUGGUGAUGUGGGACUGGGUGUUGGACAGCAUAUCCGUCUACCGUUGUCGGAAUCUGGAUGCCUACCUGGUACAGAAUGUCGCUGGUGGCCAUGACUGUAACGAGUCACAAGACCCCAAGGAUUAGUGUAACAAAAGGUCUUUCCAUGCCCAGAGAGCAUCUCUCCCUCUACUGCCUUAUUUACAUAGGUCUGGAGGAAAGCAGCUCCUACCUCUGUGAGGGCCCCUUAAAGGGUUUCUAAUUAAGUCUCCCUUUGAAAUCUAUCUUGAGCAAAAAAGAAGUGUUUCAUCCAAGAAGAACCAAGACUAUUUAAAUCCCACCAAUUGAGCAAGAUGCUGACUCACUAUUUGUUGUUCUUGGAGAGACGGUCAGUGGCUUGGCUAGUCUGAGCUGGGCAUUCUGGUACUAAUCACAGCUCUUGGUGGCAAAAGACAGGAGUGUCAUGAGUUCAAGGCCAGCCUGAGCUAUAUAAGACCCUGACUCAAGCAAAUAGCUGGUGGUCCUAAUUUGUUUCUUAUAAAAUCUCAUGUUCAUCAAAGCCACGAGUCAAACCCUUCAAGGAGAUUGCUUGAGGUCUGUGAUUUAACUUAAAAUCAGUGUUCCGGGCCAGCGGGAUGGCUCAGCCGUUAAAAGGCUAGGCUCAGAACCAAAGUCAGUGUUCCUCAAGUCUCCAGGUUCAAGACCCAGCACUAAACAACACCCAACUCCCUUCCCUGACCAAACCAGAGUCGAGCUUGCG
This is a messenger RNA of Acomys russatus (golden spiny mouse), 5998 nucleotides long. RefSeq names its product BRCA1 DNA repair associated (gene Brca1). Gene Ontology annotation, cellular component: BRCA1-A complex; BRCA1-BARD1 complex; plasma membrane. The coding region runs from base 22 to 5385 and encodes 1787 amino acids. The record is from RefSeq and is a predicted model, not a curated record. Gene Ontology annotation, biological process: dosage compensation by inactivation of X chromosome; negative regulation of fatty acid biosynthetic process; chordate embryonic development. The transcript has 22 exons. Gene Ontology annotation, molecular function: zinc ion binding; DNA binding; ubiquitin-protein transferase activity. NCBI's taxonomy places the organism in Eukaryota, Metazoa, Chordata, Mammalia, Rodentia, Muridae.